AUGUUUCUGUUGAUAUCUUUGCAGCCCUGCCAAGCGGCCCAGCUAGACGGCCCCGCCUGUUACUCACAACCCUGCUUCGCCCGAUUGCCUUGCCUCAAUGCAUCCUCGAGCUUAAAGAGUCAAGUACGCUUGCUCAAGCGGCGGUGUCACCUCCCUAAGACUGCCCCUGCGUUGAAACAAGCGGGCGGGACUCGGUGGACAUGCAGGGCUGCAGCCAGUGCAGAGACAGCCACAGAAACACCAGCAGUUGCUGAGACUGGCAUCGACUACAUUGGGCUCCACCACGUGGGUCUCCUCGUCAAGGACACUGACAGGGCCCUCGACUUUUACAUGGGGACGCUAGGCCUGCAUUUGAACAAGGAGCGCCCUGAUGACAAGCUGCCGUACAAGGGCGCGUGGCUUUGGGUGGGGGCCGAGAUGAUCCACCUCAUGGAGCUGCCAAACCCGGACCCCCUGGAAGGGCGGCCGGAGCACGGCGGCCGCGACCGGCAUACUUGCAUCAGCGUUGUGGACCUUGAGCCUGUAAAGAAGGUCCUCGACAAUAAGGGGAUUCGGUACACAAUGAGCAAGUCUGGCCGGCCCGCCCUCUUUUGUCGGGACCCCGAUGAGAAUGCGCUCGAAAUCAGCCAGUCUGCACCGCAACAUGAAGGCAGCAGCGUGAAGCAUCUCUGAGUAUCAGAAACCGGUCACUCCCCACAUACGAGUUAUCAGAAUUCAUGCGUGUUUCGAGCUUUUAAGGAAAGCCGAGGCUCUACACUCUCGGCGUUGACCUAGAUCAUCUGGAACGUGAGCUCGCAGCGCUUAGCCCCAUUUCAAAUCCAAUCGACAAAAUGAUGUAAAAUAAAGUCUUUGUACAGUUUCAGGCACUCCGUGCCAGAGGCUUUGUUCAGUACGAGCAUUUUAACGAGCUCGAAGUUAUGCACGUUGCAAGAUGCUAACUUACAUUGAAGACCAGAAGUUGAUUAUCCGCUCUAAACGCGAACCAAAGGC
Messenger RNA from Klebsormidium nitens, 990 nucleotides. Lineage: Eukaryota; Viridiplantae; Streptophyta; Klebsormidiophyceae; Klebsormidiales; Klebsormidiaceae. The record is from the annotation of a GenBank genome assembly.